AUGUUAGGCUAUUCAAACGCUGGUAUUCCUGACAAAUCAUGGCAGCCACCAGUAGCUGUUUUAGAAACUUCAAUGGGAACAAUGAUAAUAGAAAUGUAUUGGAAACAUUCUCCAAUAACAUGUAGAAAUUUUAUGGAAUUAGUCCGAAGAGGCUAUUAUAACAAUACAAAAUUUCACAGAGUCAUCAGAGAUUUUAUGAUACAAGGUGGUGACCCCACAGCAACUGGAAAAGGAGGACAAUCUAUUUAUGGAUCAACAUUUGAUGAUGAAAUAACACUAGAUCUAAAACAUACAGGGGUCGCUCCUGUGACAUUUUUGAACAACCCCACUACAUUUUCAGAGCUUGUUAAGCAAAUACCUGGAAAAUUAUCUUUUCUUCUUGGGAAAAAAAUGAAACUUGCUCAG
This is a messenger RNA of Iphiclides podalirius (scarce swallowtail), 405 nucleotides long. Lineage: Eukaryota; Metazoa; Arthropoda; Insecta; Lepidoptera; Papilionidae. The record is from the annotation of a GenBank genome assembly.